This is a messenger RNA of Acaromyces ingoldii, 910 nucleotides long. RefSeq lists its product as hypothetical. Lineage: Eukaryota; Fungi; Basidiomycota; Exobasidiomycetes; Exobasidiales; Cryptobasidiaceae. The transcript has 5 exons. Gene Ontology annotation, biological process: C-terminal protein methylation. Gene Ontology annotation, molecular function: protein C-terminal S-isoprenylcysteine carboxyl O-methyltransferase activity. Bases 95 to 763 code for a protein of 222 amino acids. The record is from RefSeq and is a predicted model, not a curated record. Gene Ontology annotation, cellular component: membrane.
UCGCACCCCAUCUCGCCGUCGCAAACCUCUUGUGUCACCAGCAACAUCACUUUUUUGUAAUAAAGGCACAGGCUCCGUCUCCAGAGAGGUGAUUAUGUCCUCUGACCUUCUACCCGAUGCGGCCCUCUUCCUUGCGGCCCUCUUCACAUCCUACCUUGCCACGUCGCCACCUCACAAAUCGACGGAAAAAGCACGGAAAGCGGCUGGAGAGAAAGGCGACUGGGUCAGACGCAUUGGACUCUUGAGAGCUACCGUCAUAUUUCAGUGGGCCCUAUUCAGCUGGGCACUUUUCCAGCUUCGAAUCAUGUUUGACCCGACCCAGGAGGCGAAGCUAAACGACUGGAUCUCGCGAGGCUCGAGAUCCAGCUUCCGGCUCGGGUGUCUCGCCAUGCUAGCGGGUGGUAGCCUUCGUCUGUACUGCUAUCACACGCUAGGACACUUCUUUACCUUUGAAUUGGCAGUCCAGGUCGAUCAGAAGGUGAUUCAAACCGGUCCUUACGCGUACGUGCGACAUCCAUCGUACACGGGCAUUCUGCUCGUUGCGCUCGGUGUCGCGAUCGCCAUGGGACCCUAUGCUCCUGCUCUGUCUGGUCAAUACCGUCAGCCGAUGCUCUACCUCAUGUGUUUGGCGUUGGUGCUGGCCAUAAGCGCCGCUGUCCUCCGCAUCAACGAUGAGGAAAGGAUGCUAAAGAAGGAGCUCAAGGAGCCAUACGAGGACUACUGUCGCAAGGUGUCUUGCAGGCUUAUUCCCCUACUCCUGUAGCUGGCGCUCAAGCCAGCCGCAGGCGCUGCACCGGCUCCUUGGUUCCUCGUCUAUGAGCUAUACGGACAGAAGGAGAGAAAGCUAUCGGCCGAAAAGCAGUAGACGGAUGCGCGCAAUUGAGAAAGUACAGUAUACAUUACAGCGCCA